ACACAUGCAAAUAUUACAACUGCGAGUGCAUUUUGAAGUAAUUCAAGAGGCAACAAUAAAAAGCACAAACUGCAAAAAGAACAGGGAAAAGGUGUGACAACAUUUCGAAGGCGAAUUCGUAACGUUAACGUAAUCAAAGUCAAUAAAGUGAGAAAAAGAACGUGCAAAAUAUAGAAGCGAAAUCCCCCGAAAGGAAUCCGCAAGCCAAACCAAACCAAAAAAUCGAAAGAGUUGAGCCUUAUUGACGAUGCUAACCUGCGUGUGUCGGCCCGUGUCGGGCAAUCUGCCCAAAAUGCCGCCAGCCUCAUUGAUGCCCGCCUCGAGGGCCACCUCAGCGCUCAGCCCCAGCGCCAGCAGCAACAGCAGCAGCAACAGCAACAGCAGCGCCAGCGGCAGCAGCAGCAGCUACGGCAGUGACAGCGGCUUGGGCAUGGGCUUGAGCAUGGGCAUGGGCAUGGGCAUGGCCGGCAGCAACAUCAAUGGUUCCCAGAGUCCCACGCGGGUGGUGACAUCCGAGCCGAAGCUUAACGUGCCCAGCAGGCUGACGUCAGCCGAGUUGAGGGCGAUGGCAUUGCGACAGCAGCAGCAAAUCGACAGCCAGCACCAGCUGCUGGCCACAAAGGAGCAACGGUUGCGCUUCCUCAAAUCGCAGGAGGUGCGCAGCGCGGUGGCCAGCGCCGAGGGGGAGCGACUGCGUCGGCUGCGAGAGCGUGUCGAGGCGCAGGAGUCCAAGCUGCGACGCUUACGCGCGCUGCGGGGUCAAGUGGAUCUACAGAAGACCUACAAUGUAACACUGAGCAAUGACUUGGACUCGAUCCGGGCGCUCUUCAGUGAGAAGGAGAAGGAGCUCAGCCUGGCGGUGGCCAAGGUGGAGGCGCUCACACGCCAGCUGGAGGAGCUGCGACGCGACCGACGAUGUCCUGUCAAUCUGCUGGCCGCAACCGGACAGACGGCGGCGCAGGCUUUGCCGCCGCAGGCCUCGCGGGAGCUCGAGAAGCUGCGACGCGAGCUGAUGUAUCGCAAUCAGUUGUCCUUGCAGCAGGAUGCACGCUUGCACAUGCAACGCGAGGCCCUGCAGCAGCGGCAGGCGGAGCUGCGCUCGGUGGAUCAACGCAUUUACGAGCUGCAAACGCGCCUGCAGCGCAAAAAGCAGGCGAACACGCAUCACCAGCAGCAACAGCAACAGCAGCAGCAACAACAACAGCAGCAGCAACAACAGCAACAACAACAGCAGCAGCAACAACAGCAGCAGCAGCAGCAACAAGCAGCUGCACAGCAACAACAAUUGCAGCUACUGGCAGCAACAGCAGCAGCAGCAGCCCAACAGCAGCAACAACAGCAGCAGCAACAGCGUCAGCCUGCCUCCAAGCAUGGAGGCGUGGCUGCCUUGAAGCAACAACUGCUGCAGAAGCAGGUCAAUCAGCUGGCAGCAGCAGCCGCUGCCGCAGCCGCCGGCCGAGCAGCCGAGCGUGCCAUGGCACGGGGCAGCGUCAAUGUGGCCGCCGUCGAGCCCUUCAUACACACGCCCCAGAAGUCGACGAUAACAACGACGGCCAGCUAUCUGAGCGCGGGCAACAUGCUGAAGCAUGCGGCAGCCACGGCCAACACCAAUCAGCAGAAUCAGCUCAUCCAGGAUCUGAGUCACAGCCACGUGAAGCUGACCCCGGGCCAGAGUUUCUAUCCCAGCAGUGUUGCAGCCUCGGCGGCAGCAACGGCAACAGCAGCAGCAACGGCAGCGAGCAACAGCAGCGAAAGCGACGAAUCGAAGCUGGCCAAGAAGCUCAAAUCGGAGGCGGAGCUGCGCAAGCAGGCGCAAACGGAGGCCAUGGACAGCACGACGCACAUUUAUGCCGAGGUGGGACCCAAGAAGCGGGAUAGAGAGGCGGCAGCAGCAGCGGCAGCAGCAGCAGCAGCAGCAGCGGCGGCAGCAGCAGCGGCAGCAGAGGCAACAGCAGCAACCACAGCAACUGCAGCAACAUCCACAACAACAGCAACAACUUCUCCAGCUGCUGCAGCAAAUGCCAGCAAAAUACCGAAGAGCAUCUCGAGCAGCAGCUCCGCCUCGGCGCUGAUCAACAAAUUGAAUCAGCAGGCAAAGGAGUCGCAGGAGCCAACAGCCGUCAAGAAGAACGAGAUUGCGGUGACCAGCGAGACGUUGUCCGAGCGCAACACGCAGCAGCAGCUAACGGUGCACAGCAUGCCGCUGGGCGCAGUCAGCAAAUCCGUGGCCAUGGCUGUAUCCAAUGCAGGAGCCCCCAGCAGCAGCAGCAGCAGCAUCAGCAGCAGCGGAACGAAGCCUCUGCAGGUGCAGGUGGCUGUGCCGCCGCGCAAACCCAUCAGCAGCGUGGCGCCCACCUCGAUGAGCAGCAGCAGCAGCAGCGGAGGCAGUGGCGGCAGCUCCAUACCCAAAAUGAUCAACUACAGCCCCAAGGUGAAUCGCGUGGCGCCCAAUGUGGUGUCCAGCACAUCGGCUGAGCUGCGACCCGCGUUGCCGCCCAAGCCCAGCAAAAUGUCGCCCACUGAGCAGCCCAGCGAAUCGAGUGGAGCAACAACAGCAGCAGCAGCAGCCACCACAUCCGGCAAGGCUCAGGCACAAACAGCAGCGCCGGCCACGCCCAGCUUCGGGCUGCAGUCCCUCAACAUCAAUGACAAUUUGCCCAUAAAAGCCAAGCCGCUCACCAUACGCAAGCAGCCCAUAUUCGAGCAGCCACCGCGGCUCAAGGCGCUGCCUGUGGGCGGUGGCCUGACCAAGGCCGGGGCGCAGCAGCUGCCGCGCAAGGCAGAGGCCGGGCAGCAGCAGCAGCAGCAGCCGAAGCAGCAGGAGCCUAGCCGCAGCACACUCGACUCGCCGCAGCACUCGCCCAACAGCAACUCGCAGAGCAGCUCGAGCGUGGAUGAGCCCGAUCGCCUGGAGCGCACCCAGGCGGAGCUGAGCAACAGCGGGGGCAGCAGCAGCCUCAAGGAGCGCACCAGCAGCAAGCCGAAGCUGGGGCGACGCGUAAGCUUUGAUCCGCUGGCGCUGCUGCUCGAUGCCAGCCUGGAGGGCGAACUGGAGCUGGUCAAGAAGACGGCCAUGCAGGUGGCCAAUCCCAGCGCGGCCAACGACGAGGGCAUCACAGCGCUGCACAAUGCCAUCUGUGCGGGCCACCUGGACAUAGUCAAAUUCCUUGUGCAAUUUGGCUGUGAUGUGAAUGCGCAGGAUUCGGAUGGCUGGACGCCGCUGCACUGCGCCGCCAGCUGCAACAAUCUGAACAUGGUCAAGUUCUUGGUGGAGAGCGGUGCCUGUCUGUUUGCCUCGACGCUGUCCGAUCAUGAGACGCCGGCGGAGAAGUGCGAGGAGGAUGAGGAGGGCUUUGAUGGCUGCUCCGAGUAUUUGUACAGCAUUCAAGAGAAGUUGGGCAUCUUGCACAAUGGCGAAGUCUAUGCGGUCUUCUCGUACGAGGCGCAGAACAGCGACGAGCUGAGCUUCCACGUGAACGAGCCGCUGAUCGUGCUGCGCAAGGGCGACGAUGCCGAGAACGAAUGGUGGUGGGCGCGCAAUGCAGCGGGCGAGGAGGGCUACGUGCCACGCAAUCUGCUCGGGCUAUAUCCACGUGUGCCGCCGCAGUCGCCGCAUUUCAGCGAUUAGCAGUUAAUACGCUACACCAUACUCAAGCGCAAGGCUGGCCGACUUGUGCAGAAGCGCUAUAUAUCCAAGUAUAUAUAGUGAGCUAAGCAGCAGCAGCAACAGCAGCAGCAG
Molecule: messenger RNA, 3739 nt
Organism: Drosophila arizonae
Lineage: Eukaryota; Metazoa; Arthropoda; Insecta; Diptera; Drosophilidae
Gene: ASPP
Product: Ankyrin-repeat, SH3-domain, and Proline-rich-region containing Protein
Biological process (GO): regulation of apoptotic process
Cellular component (GO): nucleus
Molecular function (GO): p53 binding
Source: RefSeq, a predicted model, not a curated record